AUGGACAGAAAGUUGGUCUCGUUAAUUGUUGAUGGUGUGGACAAAACUGAUGAAAAUAAACUUAAUAUAACAACAAUUUAUGGUAAAAAAUCACCGGCGGUUAAUCAACCUGAUUCUGAUUUUAUUGUUCCUCAUGAGAUUAUCUUAUCGGGAACAGUUGAUGGACCUGAAUAUGGAUUAACGGAUUUACCAAGUGAUGAGUUAAUUGUCAUCAAUUCAAUAUCGUUAACAAAAUUGAACCCGGAAAGUUAUCAUGAUAUUGAAUUUAAACCACCAAUUGGCUUGGGAUGUCCAUCGUUGGUUGAGGAGACUAAAUUGUUUCCACAAUUGUUUAAUUCUCAACAAUUAAGCUUCAAAUCAAUUGAAACAUCAUCUAAAUCAAGUGAGGAGCAAAAUAAAAUUAAUAUUGAGAUUUACGCUAAUUGGGAUAAAAUUAUCACGAUAAUUAAUCCAAUUAUCAAUGAUCAGAAUGUUAAUCACAAUCAGUCUACAUGUUCUGUGUCAACAAUUAACUCGGAUGAUUAUUUAAAUCAAGUUAAUCAACUAUUCUGGAUUAAAGAUGAUCUCAAGUAUAGAGGACAAUUCCCAUCGUUUCAGGGAGAAUUGGAAACUUGGGAAUCAACUAAUUACGAGGAAACAAUUAACGGAAUUAAAUAUGACAGAGUUAAUAUAAUUCAUAUGUUACAAAAGGUUAAUUCAACAAUCAACUUGACUAAUUACAUCCUAAUCAAUUCAACACGAACUAUUUAUAAUGAAGUUUACCUGGGUCAAUACGAUUUAAUUGAAUCACAAACUCGUCAGGUAUUAAAAUUUGAUACGAUUACAACAAUUAACCAAACAAUGGAACAAUUAACAGUUAAUUGUAAACACUGAGAUGAAAUUAAAAAAUUAAUCGAAAAAAAAUAAGUUAAAUCAAAUUAUCUCUCUAAUAUGAUUUAAUUGAUUUUCCUUGAUCAUCAUCGUUUCUUUUUGAUUCAAUUGAUUGUUUGGAUUAACUUUCAAUAUCCUUGAUAAGAUUGAA
Panonychus citri (citrus red mite) is the source of this 1021-nucleotide messenger RNA. RefSeq lists its product as uncharacterized. The transcript has 8 exons. The record is from RefSeq and is a predicted model, not a curated record. Bases 1 to 873 code for a protein of 290 amino acids. Lineage: Eukaryota; Metazoa; Arthropoda; Arachnida; Trombidiformes; Tetranychidae.